CGUCAGAAGAGAGGUUGAGCGAGGGUUAACGCCCACUUUCGCACCCGGAACUGGGACCCAAACGGUCAAAGUGAUUCCUCUUCUCCAUACACGAUCUUUGUGGUGACGCAACGGCUGCCUGUGUGCGUGAACAUGGCGAACAUUCGGAGUGUCAAGGGCAUGGUGGGCCUGGUGACAGGCGGUGCGUCUGGUUUGGGCCGGGCCACUGUGGAGCGUCUGGUGCAGAAUGGAGCGUCUGCUGUGAUCCUGGACCUCCCCUCCUCUGAGGGAGCGGCUCUGGCCAGCAGCCUGGGUGACCGCUGUGCCUUUGCACCCGCAGAUGUGACAUCAGAGGCAGAUGUGCGGUCAGCGGUUUCUCUGGCCAGAGAGAAGUUUGGGAAGCUGGACCUGGCUGUGAACUGCGCCGGCAUCGCUGUGGCUGUCAAGACCUACAACUUUAAGAAGGACCUCCCUCACAGCCUGGAGGACUUCCAGCGUGUUAUCACUGUGAACAUUGCAGGAACCUUUAAUGUGAUCCGCCUGGCUGUGGGUGAGAUGGGGAAGAACGAGCCGGAUGCAGACGGACACAGAGGCUGCAUCAUCAACACUGCCAGCGUGGCGGCCUUCGAUGGACAGGUGGGCCAAGCUGCUUAUUCAGCCUCCAAAGGCGGCAUCGUUGGAAUGACCCUCCCCAUCGCCAGAGAUCUGGCACCCAUGGGCAUCAGAGUCGUCACCAUAGCACCUGGUCUGUUUUCCACUCCUCUGCUGGCCGGGCUUCCAGAGAAGGUGCGCUCCUUCCUCGCUCGCCAGGUGCCCUUCCCGUCGCGUCUGGGAGACCCUGCCGAGUUCGCCCACAUGGUGACAUCACUGGCCGAGAACCCCAUGAUCAACGGAGAGGUCAUCAGACUGGACGGAGCCAUCCGCAUGCAGCCCUGAGACACAUGAAGUGUGUGUGUGUGUGUAUAUACGUGUGUGACCCAAUGAAAACCCAGGUCGAUAUGGACUGCAGGUGAUUAUCAUCUGCUCCUCUAAUCAACACAAAACGAUGAAAACUGUGUGUGAGAGCGUGUGCAUGACUGCCUUCAUAAUUAAGGCAUUCAAAGCUGCAUACAGCAGCCACAAUUUCAGUGUGGGUCAUGAUCACCACUAUCACAAGUGUUUGUGUGAGUGUGUGUGUGUGUGUGUGUGUGUGUGUGUGUGUGUGUGUGUGUGGGUGAGAGAGAGAGCAUACGAAAGACUGUUUGUUUGAAAGUGCAUUAUUCAAAGCAUUGAAAUAUUUUAUGCACUCCACAUUGGUUGUUUUGUAAACAAAUCCAGAUGAUAAUAAACCUCUGAUGUGUUUGAAUAUCCA
Messenger RNA from Myripristis murdjan (pinecone soldierfish), 1330 nucleotides. RefSeq names its product hydroxysteroid (17-beta) dehydrogenase 10 (gene hsd17b10). Lineage: Eukaryota; Metazoa; Chordata; Actinopteri; Holocentriformes; Holocentridae. Gene Ontology annotation, molecular function: estradiol 17-beta-dehydrogenase [NAD(P)+] activity. The transcript has 6 exons. Gene Ontology annotation, cellular component: mitochondrion. Gene Ontology annotation, biological process: androgen metabolic process; estrogen metabolic process; fatty acid metabolic process. The coding region runs from base 133 to 915 and encodes 260 amino acids. The record is from RefSeq and is a predicted model, not a curated record.